AUGGUUGCGUUCUUGAGCAAGCCCGCACUUCGGAAACUGCAGUGCUUUUCUGCACAAGUCUUCGCUAUUGGACAUGAUGCAGAAUGUUGCCAGAUGCAACUUCAGCUGCCUGGGGACUACGUUAUUGGAGGACUGUUUCCGAUUCAUGUUGAAUCGUACAGGAACCACUCAAAGCCAGAGGUUCCCAUGUGUAAGAUGUUUUCCGAUAAUGGGUAUAUACUGUUUGAAACCAUGAGGUUCGCAGUCGAGGAGAUAAACAACUCGAGCUCUCUUCUGCCAAACGUCAGUCUGGGGUAUGAGAUAUUUGAUGAUUGUGCAAUUACCAUCGAUAUCCAGGGAUCAUUUGCUUUUGUGUCAAGGCCUCCAGAACAUGUGGUGAAAACAGACCAGUUUGAUCGCAGAUACCAAUCUUUAGCCUCAGUCCUGAUUGGUCCAUUAAAAUCAGAUGCUGCUAUCAUCACAGCCAACAUUGUCAGGUUGUUCGAUGUUCCUCAGAUUAGCUAUGGAGCCUCCAGCGAGGAACUGAGUGACAAGACAGAAUAUCCAAAUUUUAUGCGAACCAUCCCAAAUGAUGAGAAUCAGAUUGAAGCAAUUGUUCUAUUGAUCCAGAAGUUUCGGUGGAAUUGGAUCACAGUGAUUGGAAGCAGCAGUGACUAUGGGGAGACUGGAAAACGCAAAGUUAUCUCGAGUGCCACUGCAGUGGGAAUCUGUGUGGCAUCUUAUGGCACAAUCCCACAGCAUGAAUCAGAGUCAAAGCAGGAAAUCAUCAACAUUAUUGACACCAUCACUGCCAAUAAUGUCAAUGUUGUCGUCAUGUUCGCUGACGUCCAGGAUGCAGAACAUUUCUUCCAGGUGGUGGUGGCUAUGAACAUCACUGGAAAAGUCUGGAUUUUAAGUGAAGCUAUAUCUAUCAAGAGAAGACUUUCAGAAAUUCCCAACAUUAAGAGAAUUGGCACUAUCUUAGGGAUUGCUGUAAUGCAGGGCCACAUGCCAGGAUACAAUGAAUUUGUAUUAAGGGAUAUCAUUACUUUAAAUUCUAGUAUCAAUCAAAGCAUGAACUACACUGAUCCACAGGAGGAAAGGCGAGACUGCACAGAUAAUACCUUCAUGGCCACCUACAACCAAUGCGUCCCAUGCAAGACUGAUGGUGUCAAAUCACUAUUGGAGUAUUCAGAGUGGCGCAUUGAGUUUAAUGUGUACUCUGCUGUGUAUGCUGCAGCCCAUGGUCUACAUCAAUUACUUCAAUGUGAUUCAGGAAACUGCAAGAAGGAAGGUGCCUUACCAUGGCAGCUUCUUGAAACUCUGAAGAGAAUCAAUUUUUCCCUUAACGGAGUGCCAAUUUCUUUUGAUGAGAAUGGAAACCCUCCAACAGGAUAUGACAUCAUUUACUGGGAUUGGAAAAAUGAGGUCGUUUCCUUCACAGUGAUUGGAUCAUACAAGUCCAAACCUGGACGGCUUCAAAUUGAUGGCUCCUUGAUCAAAUGGAAUUCACAAGAAGGCAAGAUUCCUACUUCAAACUGUUCCGUGGAAUGUGAACCUGGCCAGAUAAAAGUUACCGUUGGUUUCCAAACAUGUUGCUUCAUAUGCAAGGAUUGCGUUGAGGGAACAUUCCAGAAUGAAAGUGAGUGUAUACCUUGCGACUUAAACCAGUGGUCACCCUCAAAGAGCACGAUUUGCCAUAAUAGAUAUACGGUAUACCUGAGAUGGAAUGAGAAUAUUUCUAUUGUGAUAGCUUUGGUAACAGGAUUUGGACUGAUACUGAAAGUAUUGAUUGGUGCCACCUUUGUCAGUUAUUUUGACACCCCCAUUGUCAAGGCUGCAGGAGGGAAAUUGUGCUUUGUCCUUUUAUUGGCAUUAUUCGUCAGCUGCAGCAGUGUGUAUUCCUUCAUUGGGGAACCUGGUCCUGGGAUUUGUAUCACUCGGAAGCUGUUAUUUACAGUGGGCUACACAAUUUGCCUGGCAUGUCUACUCGUGAGAUCUUUUCAGCUUGUGCUCAUCUUCAAAAUGGCUAGCAAGUUGCCAAAAGCUUAUAAUUAUUGGGUUAAAUACAAUGGGCAGUACAUCUUUAUAUUUACAAUGACUGUUAUUGAGAUCAUAUCAUCCUUCUCAUGGAUAUUCUCUAAGAUUCCAAUUUUUGAGAGGAUCAAUGAUAUUUCCAAAACUGAAAGCAUUCUGAUGUGUGGUCCCACAAAUCUUCUUUAUUCACUCCUGUCUGUUUGUGGACCUGUUUUUCUCUGUUUGCUUUGCUUUAUGUUUUCCUACCUGAGUAAGGAUCUUCCCAAAAACUACAAUGAGGCUAAAUAUAUCACCUUCAGCAUGGCAGUGGUCUUGAUUUCCUGGAUCUUCCUGUUUUUGGUGAUUUUCUCCAGUCCGAACAAUUUUAUAUCUCGUAUCGAAGCAGCUGUCGUUCUUCUGAAUACCUAUUCCAUCACUGUCGGAUAUUUCUUACCAAAAUGUUACAUCAUUCUCCUCAAACCAGAGCGCAACACCACUGCGUUUUUCCAAACAUGUAUCCAACAAUACACCAGGAACAGGGAAACUCCUCAACCAUAGCAUUUAUCAAAUUUGGUGUCCUUCACAUCAUCGAUCAUGGCUUUCCGGGUUUCUCAUAGAGUCAUAGAGAUGUA
This is a messenger RNA of Chiloscyllium plagiosum (whitespotted bambooshark), 2627 nucleotides long. Its product is annotated as taste receptor type 1 member 1-like. The record is from RefSeq and is a predicted model, not a curated record. Gene Ontology annotation, molecular function: G protein-coupled receptor activity. Gene Ontology annotation, cellular component: plasma membrane. Gene Ontology annotation, biological process: G protein-coupled receptor signaling pathway. Lineage: Eukaryota; Metazoa; Chordata; Chondrichthyes; Orectolobiformes; Hemiscylliidae.